AGGUACAUCCAGGGUCUACAUGUGCUGUAUUUGGUUUGGGUUGCGUUGGACUUGCGGCUGUCAUGGGUUGUAAAGCAGCUGGUGCGUCCCGUAUCAUUGGAGUGGAUAUCAACAAGGACAAGUUUGACCUGGCUAAAGAAUUAGGAGCAACUGAGUGCAUCAAUCCCAAAGAUUAUGAUAAAACCAUUGAACAAGUACUUCAGGAGAAAACUGGUGGUGGUUUGGACUAUGUAUUUGAAUGUGUUGGUAACACAAACACUAUGGUAUGUGCAUCACACCUUACUAUGAAGAGCAAAAUUACUUAUUAUUCAAGGAUUACUUUGUAGCCUGACAAAAAGUUUUCUGACAUUUCACUUUCCAUUCCAUAGUUCUGAAGGUUGCCUACCCCAUCCCAACUUUAAAUACAUAUUUACUAGUCUACAUUUUUCUAUAUUUUGUCAACUCACUAUAGCCCUCAAAAUCCAUUUUCCCUCCAGGUUGCAGAUUGCUUCAGAAUCAUAAAUGUGUUUUCAAACAAUAAUUGCAUACUUUUUACAUUGCAGGUUGCAGCAAUAAAGUCCAGCCAUUUUGCAUUUGGAACGACUGUAAUUGUUGGCGUUUCUGAUAAAAAUGAAACGAUUACCAUUGAUCCAAUGAUUUUUUUGACUGGACGUAAAAUGGCAAGUUCUAUUUUGGGAGGUAUAGUAUUUUUAUCUCACUAUAAUUUAUUUUUUACAUACCACCAGCAGAUUCUACUACAUUUUACAGUGUAACAUAAUUACAAACAAGUUGAUGUUUAAUACAUGUUUUAUAAAGUUUACUAUACCAUAUAUUUAGCUAUCUACUACUACAUAAGCACACAGAGACUGUUGCAAGUUGAUAAUGUAGUAGCAGGUACCCCCAGGCAUUAAUAGGGUUGUAAAAGAAGGAAGCAUGUUACAAGGACAAUAUGUGGUAGGAAGCAUUAAGGAGUAUUGGAAAACAGGAGCAGCACAGGCAACGUCAUAAAGGUAAGAAUGUCAAAAUAUAUCAAGAGUCAAAGUAAAGAAUUCCUAUACGGAACAUAGAGAGGAGGUGGGAGAGUAUUAUUCAUUAUUACAUUCAUUAGAAUUAGAUAUUUUUAACACUGCAGUUUUAAGGUUGUAUGCACUAUUAUCACUAAUGUACCCAUAUGUAUUAUUGAUUAUGUUACCAGCACUUCAACUACUGUCUAAAAGAUUGAGAAACCCUUACUAUUUGGUCAGUCAGUAAAAGUAUUUAUAAAAGAGAUACAUUGGUAAUAAGCCAACAGGAUUCAUAAUAUAUCAAACCUCCAAUUGUUUGCAAAUGACAAUGCCACUGAAUCUUUACCAGCCAAGAUUCAAAAAUCUCAAGCGUGUUGCAGUUUGCUAGCCAAUUGAGGCCCAGCAUUUGAAAAUAAAGUAAACGAGAGAAAGAAAAUAUAUGGUGAAGCCAAGACUCAAAAUUGUACAUCUUAUACUACUAGUCAGCCUGAUAAUGGACUUGCCUUUGAAAGUUUGGGUCCAUGACAACUUAGCAAGGUAGAAUUCAGGGCUGAAUUUUCAUUCACCUAAUGGUAGAGAGGAAAUAUUGAUCCCUGGUAAAACCGUGAUUAAAUACAGUACACAGAGUCUAACAGUAUCCUCAGCUUAGUAAUAGCUUCUCUUUGUAUAAUAUAAUGUGUAGAGCACAGUUUUCUGAUGGAUGAUGUUAAUUCUUGUGCUAUCCCCUUUGUGCUUUUAAAAGCAUAACUCAUUCAAUAUUUCAAUCAACUCAGAUCUUGAAAAUUAACCUGAGUAUAAUUUACCUUUACAGAAUAAUGUUCAUUGAGAUUUCAAAUCUGUUAAAGGUAGGUUGAAGCUAAAGAAUAAAACCAAUGUAGAAGUCAAAUGCUUAAGGCAAAUCACAGGCAGCUUUAUAUUACCCAACACAUGGAAUAUACGAUAUAUGUAAAUUAGUUAUAUAUGUUUACUUUUAACACAAUAAAUUUGUUAUUUAGGGUUGAGGGUCAAGGAUGCUAUCCCAAAAUUGGUUACCGCUUACAUGGAAAAAAAGGUUGAUGUGGGCAAGCUGGUGACACACAGACUACCUUUUGAGGAAAUCAAUAAAGGAUUUGACCUUUUGCAGUCUGGUAAAAGGUAUUUGUUUUAUACUUGCGUUUUGUAAGCUUAAAUUAACUAAAUAUCAGUUUCAUCUCUUGUGCUUUGACAUCACACUGAUAUCAUAUAGUGGAAUAUGACAAACUAUUUUACUUCCAUGAGCUAUGGCUAGUGAAAUAAGCAAAUCCCUUAAGGGGCCCUUACUGACCACUACAGAGUAUUGAAGGGUUAACCUACCUCUAGAGGCACUUCCAGAUGGUUAAGUGACUUUUGGUCACCUACCUGAUGCUGGACAUCCUCAUGCUCUGGCUGAGAACAUCCAGCAUCUCUAAAUCCCCAUUGGAAAACAUGAAGCAAUGCUUUCCUAUGGGCUAGUCCUGAUGUGAGUGUGGUGCUCAGCGCACAUGCACAGGUCCCACUGCCGGCUGAUGUUGGUGGAGGAGUGGAGGCAGAGUCUGACCCAGCCCCGAAGGACAUUGGUGCUGGACUGAGGUAAGGGACAGAAGGGUUUUUAACCCUUCCAGUGCUGAAGGUGCAUUGUUCUAUAGUGGUAGGAAAACAAGUUUGUUUUCUUAGCACUAUAGUUUCCUUUUAAGUAAUUCACAUUUGCUAAACUACAAGAACAUAUUUACUGCUGUACAAUCAUUAAAUUAGCUAUAGUGUAAUUUGCUAUUUCAAAUAAGACAGCUAUAUAAUUACCCUUAAUGGAUUUUGCUUAUUCCACAUGCUUCAUUUUUACUGAGCACUCGUUUCUUCACUUUGCUUACAUGUCAAUCUUAGGGUGGGUUGUGUGAUUGUAAUCUAGAAGGGGGGUAGCCUGCAAUGGUUGUAUGUUAUCUCAGAGAUCUGAGAUAACUGAGGUAUUUAGCUUAGGGUCCAUACCUGGCACUGUAGGUUGUCUGUUAGUACUGAGGCAAUCUGAGGUAUGUGUUUUACUUUCAAGGACAGCUUUUGCUGUUAGGAGAUUUAUCAGUAUUUUAAAGCUUAGUAUUUCAGAGUUAGCUUCUGAUAUUAAAGGAUCACCAUAGGGUCAGGAACACAAACAUCUAUUCCUGACCCUGUUAGUGUUAAAACCACCAUCUAGCCCCCCCCGGUCCCCUUCUGCCUCCAUAAAUAUAGCAAAAUCUUACUGUAUUCAAGCCUGAAGCUGUAGAUCUGCAUGCUUUUUGCCUCAGAAAAACAAGCAGUCUGUCGACAUCAUCAGAAGUGGUAGCCUGAUCCAAUCACAGUGCUUCCCCAUAGGAUUGGCUGAGACUGACAAAGAGGCAGAUCAGGGGCACAGCCAGUACAAUUCAAACACAGCCCUGACCAAUCAACAUCUCCUCAUAGAGAUGUAUUGAAUCAAUGAAUCUCUAUGAGGAAAGUUCAGUGUCUGCAUGCAGAGGGAGGAGAUACUGAAUGUUUGGAUGCAUUUUAGGCAGCCAUGACCCAGGAAGGAUCUCUAACAGCCAUCUGAGGAGUGGCCAGUGAAGUUAUCACUAGGCUGUAGUGUAAACACUGCUUUUUCUAUGAAAAUACAGUGUUUACAGCAAAAAGGUAAGGAUUCUACACACCUGAACAAAUUCAAUAAGCUGUAGUUGUUCUGGUGACUAUAGUGUCCCUUUAACUGUGUUUAUCUCGUUUUUAAAAAUUUAUCACAUUUAAUGAAAAAAAACCUAUUCUUUCAAUCUGGGGAAUUUCCUUGCACAAAAUGAUCUCAAAUGGCAGUAUAUCCUCCAAUCACAAUAUAGCUGUUUCUUUUAAUUCACUAUUCUGAAUCUGUUUCCUGUAAGACACCCCUAUGUUGUAAUUCUUACUAUUGUUUUAUCAAUUUAUAGUAGUAUGUCAAUGCUAUUCUCUUUCAAGUUAAUAAUCAUAGAUGCACACUUUUCCUUUUCAAUAUGCUUUUUAAUUAACAUCAGCUGGAUAACAGGCAGUUUUAAUAGUGGUCUAAUUGGCAUUUCAAUAAAAAAAAUCUGUUGAGACAUGAGACACAUUGUUUAUCCUACAAACUGUUGUUAAUUUGUAUCCACAAUCCCCAGUUCUCUGUCUACAUUUUUCCAUGAAUUUAUUUUCUAUUAAAUACUUCUGUGUGAUGUGAAGUAUUACCAGUUUUUGGAUUCCCUAGUGGGAUACCUCUUCAAGUUUCUGUAGCACUGAUACUAUCUUAACUGACAACUCAGGGCAGUUUGUUCUAGACUGAAUGGUGAUUUUGGUAUUGAUGUAAAAAUAUUAAACUGAAUUAUUUAUUAUAUAAACUGCCAUUACUUCUUAAAAGAAGACCCUAAGCAAAAUAAUUACCACAUCAUGCUGUAAUGAUUAUGGCACCAUUAGUGCCCUAGCACAACCCAAUAUAAGUAGGCAAACUGUUUGCUAAAGGUUUCACUUCUUACCUGGAGUCUGCUGGGCACAGGUCUCUAUCACGCUCUGGCUGAGAACAUCCAGUUUACUACUUGAAUUGGGAAGGCACCAAGGAACUCCAGGCACCAUAUCCACUACAGCGCUCUUGAAGUACUAAAAAUGUGUAACUACAAUGUUUCAUUACUGUUUUGCUUUGCCUUUUCAGCAUUCGAACUGUUUUGUUAUUUUAACAAGAGUCAACAGAGGAAUAAGAUCACUUCUACCAACUACUCACUCUACAUACAUUUUCUUUGAAAUUCAGGAUCUGAAAGCAUUCUUAUACAGCAAUAAGCUACAAAUAAAAUAAAAUUCCUUUUUUGUUGUUAUCUUCUAUUGUGGUUAAAGGACAACUGACAUCACAUUUUUACAAAGUUUUUUUUUUACAAAUGUAUUACAUUUAAUGAAAAACAUUUUUGCACAUUAAUUUUAUUAAAAAUUUAAUUUUUCUGUCUGUCUAUCUUGUUGAGCAACCAUAUUGAGUCCGAUUCUACAGUUAUAUGACUGGUUCGCAGCCAGAAUUUUAAAAUCUGGAUGUAAAUAGAUUUUGUGAUCAAAGUCCCAAUUUUACAAUGUCUCAAUAUGCAAAUGGAUGCUUUUGCAACAUUUAGUAUGGGGUCAUUUGAACUUUACUGAACAAACUUGAACAGGAAAACUGUUUAAAUAUGACUCUCUUAUCUUUCUAGAGAGGAACCAUGAACUCAGGAAACUUGCCGUCCACCCUAAAAGUGCUCUGUCAUGUGCUGUAUAAUGUUCUCCGUUUUCUCUUUCAAGUGGUUAGCUGGAACAGAUUCCUCUUCACAAUGCACCUAUUGAGGGUAACAAGGAAAAAAACAGUUGGGCCCUGCUUGGUCCCUUUAUCUUGGGACAAGUUAAUACAAGAGCUAGGCCUGAGAGCUACAAUUGCCUUUAUUAAAGGACCACUAUAGUGCCAGGAAAACAUACUCGUUUUCCUGGCACUAUAGUGCCCUGAGGGUGCCCCCACCCUCAGGGUCCCCCUCCCGCCGGGCUGGAUGGCGAGGAAAGGGGUUAAACUUACCUUUAUUCCAGCGCCGGGCGGGGAGCUCUCCUCUUCCUCUCCGCCUCCGAUCCUCCUCUUCGGCUGAAUGCGCAUGUGCGGCAAGAGCUGCGCGCACAUUCAGCCAGUCUCAUUUAUAAUGCUUUCCUAUGGACGCUUGCAUCUUCUCACUGUGAUUUUUACAGUGAGAAGCACGCAAGCGCCUCUAGCGGCUGUCAAUGAGACAGCCACUAGAGGAUUUAGAGUCUGGAUUAACCCAUUUAUAAACAUAGCAGUUUCUCUGAAACUGCUAUGUUUAUAAAAAAAAGGGUUAAUCCUAGCUGGACCAGGCACCCAGACCACAUCAUUAAGCUGAAGUGGUCUGGGUGCCUAGAGUGGUCCUUUAAGGCAGUGGCUGAUCGUAGUAUAGGCAGGGGUGUGGAUACCUGCCUGGGUAAGGAGCUGAAGAAGAAAAGGCAGUGUGGAUAACCAUAACCAUAAUAAUUGCAAAUACAUAAAAAAAGAUAAGGUUCUCGACUGCAGGCUAGAGGCAAGCAUGGUAGCCCAGCUGAUGUUGGCAGGAACAGAAUGGAGCUACAAUGUUUAGAGCUGAAUAGAACACUCUUAGAUCAGAGGAUAAUACCAAUACAUGCAAUUUCCCCCUGUAAAAAGGUUGUCCCUACGUGACAUGGAUCUGAUGUUUAUUCUACUUAGUAGACCUUUAUUCUAUGAUCAUCCAUUUAAGUUUCUUGCCUUAUUGAAUAAACAUGUGCCCAUAUUAUGCAAUCACCCCAGCCCCAACACUUACAUAAAAAUUAUCAUAAGCAUAAAUGGUGCCAGGGCACUCCUGACACCAGCACAUUAGGAUUAGAGUAUACAUGCAUUCAAUAAGCUGUGGACUGUGACUCUCAUUACUCUUAGACACACAUAUGUUUUCUGACCCAGGAGUACCAUACAUUUGCACACUGCUAUACUAGUGUCAGUGCUUUUAAAAUGGCCCAAAAUGUGAGAUACCUUGUAUUUUUCUCUUUCGCAUGGCAUUCAAUUUCAUUGAAUUUGUGAAUUCUUAAGGUACACCAAAUUGUGACAAUAUUAUUAAUAUUUUAAAUAAAUGAUACAUCAACC
Pelobates cultripes (western spadefoot toad) is the source of this 6576-nucleotide messenger RNA. NCBI's taxonomy places the organism in Eukaryota, Metazoa, Chordata, Amphibia, Anura, Pelobatidae. The record is from the annotation of a GenBank genome assembly.